UUUAACGCGUUUUUGUUGUUGAUAUUCUUCCUCUCGUGUGUUGAUCUGAGAACAUGGAGAAACUGACCUGGUGUUGGCUGCUGUUGGCGGUGCUGAACUCCGCUCUCGCCCAGAACAAGUUAACCACAAAAUACUUCACGGAUGGCGGGGAGCUAACGUUGGAUCUGAGGCCUCCUCCUCCUCCUGGACCUCUCGGAGACGUCCUGUGGAAGAUUGACGGUAACCUGGUAGCUGAGUGGGUCAAAGAUAUAGUUCCUGUGACUUAUUACAGAAACUUUAUUGGCCGCACAACCCUGAAUGUAACCACUGGACGUUUGGUAAUCAAAGACAUGACUAAAGCUGACAUGGGUGUGUAUUCAGUGGAAGUCAACCGCAAGGUCCAGAAUGAGCGCUAUAACGCUGUAUGGAUCAAAGAAGUCCCCCAGCCUGAGAUAUGGAUCAGACCAUUAACAUGUUCCAAUGAUUCGGACAGUUGUACGCUGGACUGUGAAGCGAACAUCACAGAGCCAGCUGGACCCGUCACCUACAGCUGGAAGAAGGGAGACGGAGAGUGGAAGGAGUCGGGAAAGGACUUGGACAUCACCAAGAAUGGGACAUUAGAUGUGGAGACCUUCACCUGCCGGAUACAGAACCCAGUCAGUGAGAGAGACAGUAAACCCAAAAGAAACCCGCUCUUAGAGGAAAAAAGGGGAUGAGGAUGCAGUUUAAAGCUCCAGGCCCUGCAGAGGGAAGAGCGUGUGUUUGGCCAUGAGUAAGAAACCAAAUACCAAAGCAAGGUUUCUUUUUUAUUGCUUUUAAAACAGCUUUGCAUAAGUUCAUGUUCAGUGCUGACUGAUUUGAACAAUAUAUCAAAGUUCAGUUUAGGCUUGAUGUAUUUACAUUUGCCAUGUUGUUUCAUCUUGUUAUGACUUCCUUAUUAACACUGAUGAAGUUUGACUGAUAUUAUUAUUGAGAUGUUAUCAAAAAACAAAUGAAAUUGCUGCCUUAUAUAAUUAAAAUGCUAUAAUUUUGCAUUGUGCGUACCAUUGCAACGGAAAAUACAAUUUGUACUAAGUCUGUAAUAG
Sander lucioperca (pikeperch) is the source of this 1064-nucleotide messenger RNA. RefSeq names its product T-lymphocyte surface antigen Ly-9-like. The record is from RefSeq and is a predicted model, not a curated record. Lineage: Eukaryota; Metazoa; Chordata; Actinopteri; Perciformes; Percidae. The transcript is spliced from 5 exons. The coding region runs from base 54 to 695 and encodes 213 amino acids.